AAGCGGCCGCAGUGGCAGGAGAGCGUCCUGGAGACCGACGGGGAAAGGGGCCGUAGCUGCAGCAACAGCCCGGAGGUGCAGGGGUCCUCGAGGGAGUCCCGGGCGGCAGGCUGGCUGCCCCCCCCCCCCCCCCCGCUCUGUUAAUCACCCUGCAUACUGCUGCCCGGGGGCAGGGCGUCCUGGCCACAGGUGCCUAUCAAAGAAGUAGCCUGGUUUCCCUUUAUCCUCAUUUUGCUCAUCUUUGGAAGAAUAUCAUUUAAAAUGACCACGAAGAUCAACUUAGACACACUUCCUGAAUAUGAGAAGAGUCAGAUCAAGCGGACCCUGGAACUAGGAACUGUCAUGACCCUGUUUAGCCUCAGGAAGUCUAACCCUGAGAGGAGGACGGUCCAGGUCAUCACAGAGACCAGGCAGGUGGCCUGGAGCAAGACGGCUGACAAGAUCGAAGGAUUCUUGGACUUAAUGGAGAUAAAGGAAAUCCGUCCAGGGAAAAACUCAAAGGACUUUGAACGUGGGAAAGCCAGUCGCCAGAAAGAAGAUUGCUGCUUUACCAUAUUUUAUGGCACCCAGUUUGUCCUCAACACCCUGAGUUUAGCAGUGGACUCCAAGGAAGAUGCUACUAAAUGGCUUUGUGGCUUGACAAUUUUACACCAGGAAGCCCAGAAUGCCUCAACUCCAGCUAUUAUUGAGAGCUGGCUAAGAAAGCAAAUUUAUUCUGUAGAUCAAACUCGGAGAAAUAGUAUCAGCUUUAGAGAACUGAAGAACAUUCUUCCCUUAGUAAACUUCAAAGUUAGCAGUGCCAAGUUCCUGAAAGACAAAUUCCUGGAAAUAGGUGCCUACAAGGAUGAACUCAGCUUUGAACAGUUCCACUUAUUCUACAAAAAGAUGAUGUUUGAGCAACAGAAAUCAAUUCUUGAUGAGUUCAAAAAAGAUUCGUCUGUGUUUAUUCUGGGAAAUACAGACCGACCAGAUGCAUCUGCUGUUCACCUGCAUGACUUCCAGAGGUUUUUGCUGCAUGAACAGCAGGAAAUCUGGGCGCAAGAUCUGAGUAAAGUAAGAGAGCGAAUGACAAAAUUUAUAGAUGACACUAUGAGAGAAACAGCUGAGCCAUUCCUGUUUGUCGAUGAGUUCCUCACUUACCUGUUUUCAAAAGAAAACAGCAUUUGGGAUGAUAAAUAUGACUCUGUUGAUAUGCAAGACAUGAAUAACCCUUUGUCUCAUUACUGGAUUUCUUCAUCUCAUAACACGUACCUCACUGGGGACCAACUUCGAAGUGAAUCUUCUACUGAAUCAUACAUUCGAUGUCUUCGAAUGGGUUGCCGGUGUAUAGAGUUGGAUUGCUGGGAUGGGCCUGAUGGGAAGCCAAUCAUCUAUCAUGGCUGGACGCGGACAACAAAGAUCAAGUUUGAUGAUGUGGUGCAGGCCAUCAGAGACCAUGCUUUUGUCUCCUCACAGUUCCCAGUAAUCCUCUCCAUUGAAGAGCAUUGCUGUGUAGAACAGCAACGUCAUAUGGCCAGGGUGUUUAAGGAAGUAUUUGGGGACCUCCUCCUUACAAAGCCCACUGAAGCCAGUGCUGACCAGUUGCCGUCCCCUGCCCAGCUGAAAGAAAAGAUCGUCAUCAAGCACAAGAAGCUGGGUCCUAGGGGAGAUGUGGACAUCAACAUUGAAGACAAGAAGGAGGAAAAAAAGCAGCAAGGGGAAUUGUACAUGUGGGACACCAUUGAUCAGAAGUGGUAUCGCCACUAUUGUGCCGUAGCUGAUGACAAGCUGUCCUUCAGUGAUGUUAUAGAGCAGAACGCAGAGGAGGAUUCAGUAAAGGAUGUAGCACAGACUGACCUGCAUUUUGGUGAGAAGUGGUUUCAUAAGAGGAUGGAGAAGAGGACCAGUGCUGAGAAACUGCUGCAAGAAUACUGUGCUGAAACCGGGGCCAAGGAUGGAACCUUCUUAGUCCGUGAAAGUGAGACUUUCCCCAACGACUACACACUGUCCUUUUGGAGAUCAGGCAGAGUCCAGCACUGUCGAAUACGGUCGACUCUUGAGGGAGGAGCCAUGAAGUAUUAUUUGACUGACAACCUCAUGUUCAACAGCAUCUAUGACUUGAUCCAACACUACCGAGAAGCCCACCUGAGAUGUGCUGAAUUUGAGCUUCGUCUGACAGACCCAGUGCCCAACCCCAAUCCUCAUGAAUCAAAAGCUUGGUACUAUGAUAGCCUGAGCAGAGGAGAAGCUGAAGACAUGUUGAUGAGAAUUCCCCGAGAUGGAGCCUUCCUGAUUAGGAAAAGAGAAGGGGGAGAUGCAUAUGCCAUUACUUUCAGAGCCAAGGGAAAAGUGAAACAUUGCCGGAUUAACAAAGAUGGACACCACUUUGUGCUGGGGACAUCUGCUUACUUUGAAAGUUUGGUGGAAUUGGUCAGCUACUAUGAAAAGCAUGCACUCUACAGGAAAAUGAGACUGCGCUAUCCCGUGACUCCAGAGUUGCUGGAGCGUUACAACACCGAAAGGGACAUAAAUUCACUCUAUGAUGUCAGGAUGUAUGUGGAUCCCAGUGAAAUUAACCCCUCAACGCCCCAGAGAACUGUGAAGGCUUUAUAUGACUACAAAGCCAAGCGUGGGGAUGAGCUCAGCUUCUGUCGGGGGGCCCUCAUCCACAAUGUCUCCAAGGAGCCUGGUGGCUGGUGGAAGGGUGAUUAUGGAGGAAGGAUUCAGCAAUAUUUUCCAUCUAAUUAUGUGGAGGACAUAUCAACAGUUGAUUUUGAAGAGAUGGAAAAACAGAUUAUUGAAGAUAACCCUUUAGGAUCUCUUUGCAGAGGAAUCUUGGAUCUUAACACCUAUAAUGUUGUGAAAGUACCACAUGGAAAAAACCAGAAAUCAUUUGUCUUCAUCUUGGAACCCAAGAAACCCAAUGAUCCUCCCAUAGAGUUUGCGACUGACAAAGUGGAAGAGCUCUUUGAGUGGUACCAGAGCAUCAGGGAAAUCACCUGGAAGAAUGCAACAGUGGAGACCAACAUGAAGUAUUGGGAGAAGAAUCAAUCAAUUGCCAUAGAACUAUCCGACUUAGUCGUCUACUGUAAGCCAACAAGUAAAACCAAGGAUAAUUUAGAAAAUCCUGAUUUCAGAGAAAUUCGCUCUUUCGUGGAGACCAAGGCCGACAGCAUUGUUAGGCAGAAGCCAAUUGAUCUCUUGAAGUAUAAUCAAAAAGGACUGACUCGGGUCUACCCAAAAGGCCAAAGGGUGGACUCAUCAAAUUAUGAUCCUUUUAGACUUUGGCUCUGUGGCUCUCAGAUGGUCGCUCUGAAUUUCCAGACAGCAGAUAAAUAUAUGCAGCUGAAUCAUGCUUUAUUUGCACUUAAUGGCCGGACCGGCUAUGUACUGCAGCCUGAAAGCAUGAGGAAUGAAAAUUAUGAUCCAACACCCCCAGAAUCACAAAGGAAGAUCCUGAUGACCCUGACGGUGAAGGUCCUGGGGGCUCGCCAUCUACCCAAGCUUGGACGAAGCAUUGCUUGUCCAUUUGUAGAGGUGGAAAUUUGUGGGACUGAGUAUGAUAACAACAAAUUCAAGACGACUGUAGUGAAUGAUAAUGGCCUGAGUCCAGUCUGGGCGUCUACUCAGGAAAAAGUGACAUUUGAAAUUUAUGACCCAAAUCUUGCAUUUCUACGUUUUGUUGUUUAUGAGGAGGAUAUGUUCAGUGAUCCCAACUUUCUGGCGCAUGCUACUUAUCCCAUUAAAGGAAUCAAAUCAGGGUUUAGAGCAGUUCCUCUUAAAAACGGUUACAGUGAAGAUAUUGAGUUGGCCUCCCUUCUGGUUUUCUGUGAGAUGCGUCCUGUCUUGGAAAGUGAAGAAGAACUCUAUUCUUCCUGUCGCCAGCUUCGAAGGCGACAAGAGGAGCUGAAUAACCAACUCUUCCUGUAUGACAGUCAUCAGAACUUACGUAAUGCCAACAGAGAUGCCCUGAUGAAUGAAUUCAAUGUCAAUGAAAAUCAGUUGCAGCUGUAUCAGGAAAAAUGUAACCGGAGAUUAAGGGAGAAGAGAGUCAGUAACAGCAAAUUCUACUCCUAGAACAAGCUUGCAGUUUGGGGACUUUGUAUAUGUGUGUGUGUGCAAGAGACAUAAUCAGAGAGUACUUUACUAAGAUCUUCAGAAGAUGCAAAUCUGUGAAGUCAUCAUUCCCAAAGAGCUGUCUGUCAUCGGGAUGACUUCUCUUAAGAAGAACCAAGCAGGAUUCACCAUGAUGACUUUCUGUUCUCUCUCCUCCAUUUGAUAUCUUUUUUUUUUAACUUAUAUUGUGUACAAAUUAUACAUAAGAUAACUGGCUUGUUUUCUGUGACCAGUACCACAGUCCUCCCUGAAUAAAGGCAAGCAAAAGCUCCAUAAGUUAGCCUUCUGUAUUUGCUGAGCAAGGAUGGCUUCUCUGAGAAAACACCUCGAUUUUCAUUGAACCAGGUAAUUGAUGACUUUGGUGGAAGAUGAGCAAGAAUCAUUUUGUGGCUAACUUGCUAGGUGUUGAGGAUUUUUAUUUGAAAAGAAACACCAUUUUUCCUUACCUCAUGUAUGUCCAUUUGCAUGAGGAGAGCAGAGAAGGAAGUUUUCCCUCUUGUCUCACUCUGUCAGUGGUCUCAGCCUUCUUGCAACAGCUGCUACUCCUGUUAGUCAUCCUGCCCUUAUCAUAUGUCAAUAGACAUUUAACAUGGCAGCUUGGGAUAAUUAUUGAUUUAUUGAAUCACUUUACAUGUGAAUACAAGUUUUACAUGCUUUUAAUAUUAGAGACUGGACUUCUGACAAUCUAAAUUGUCAGGGAAAUUUUGAAGUCUCUCUUUUUAAAAGUGAUUGUUGACUGACAAGAUGAUCAAACAAAUUAAUGCUUCCCUUUAAGGCUUGGACCUCUAGGGAAGCAUGAUUUUCAAGUUAUUUGUGUGUCAAUAGUUUUAUAGCCCUCUGAGCUUCAAGGCCAAGAGCAUGCCUGGUGAUGGAACACAAGGCCAGCUGAGCUGUAGGAUACAGCAUGUUGUAGAUCUUUGUCUUUGCUUGAAGGCAGUGGCCUAUGAUGGGCUCUUCCUUGCAUAAGAAGCUAAAUCACAGCUAAAGUCUUCAAUAUGAUUAUUUUCUGGUUCUUUGGCUUGUUUCAAGAGAUAAUUAUUUAGGAAAUGGUUAUUUCUUGAGAGCAUUCCUUACCAAACUUUUUGAACAUUUGUUGAGUAACAUGAGCAAGGUGAGAAGACAGGAGAGGCACAUGAAAACAUUACAGAAAUCUAAAAA
This is a messenger RNA of Vombatus ursinus (common wombat), 5253 nucleotides long. It is a transcript of the gene PLCG2, whose product is annotated as phospholipase C gamma 2. The record is from RefSeq and is a predicted model, not a curated record. The coding region runs from base 262 to 4056 and encodes 1264 amino acids. The transcript has 33 exons. Gene Ontology annotation, molecular function: protein binding; phosphatidylinositol-4,5-bisphosphate phospholipase C activity. Gene Ontology annotation, biological process: phospholipid catabolic process; phosphatidylinositol-mediated signaling; positive regulation of epithelial cell migration. Lineage: Eukaryota; Metazoa; Chordata; Mammalia; Diprotodontia; Vombatidae.